This is a messenger RNA of Uncinocarpus reesii 1704, 618 nucleotides long. RefSeq lists its product as uncharacterized. The transcript is spliced from 4 exons. Bases 1 to 618 code for a protein of 205 amino acids. The record is from RefSeq and is a predicted model, not a curated record. NCBI's taxonomy places the organism in Eukaryota, Fungi, Ascomycota, Eurotiomycetes, Onygenales, Onygenaceae.
AUGCAACGAGAAAUAUCGAAACGAGGCGAAAACAUUAUGCGCCUAACAACGUCAAAAAGCCUUUCCCCCCUGCCCUGUGAAAGAAUGAAGGGAUUCCAAACGCAAGAAUUCCGAAGAGAACCGAAUGCACCGCUGACCGUUUUGAAAAGGGAAGAAACCAUAAUAAAAUUUCGUAUUAAAUUUGAUGCCGUAUGCUUGGAAGCCGCAGAAUACCGCGAAAGCCUAGAGCGUGUUUGUCCAUGGUUAGAAUACCAUCUUCCAGAAAUCCAGCCGCAGGAAUAUAUCAGGGCAGUGAAAAUCGAUCCUGCGACCGCGGCGCCAUCCUUUGGAUCAUCCUUUGAGCCCAGAAACGAGUGGUGGUUUUUCUGCAGACGAGGAGGUAUCGGGAUUCCCGGGGGUAGUGAAAUCGGCAGAUUGGAGGCAUACUUUGUAAAAGGAACCGAUGACGGAAAGGAUGAUGACGGCGAAGAUGGAGAUGACGAGGCUAUAUCAAAAGGAGAAGAGGUUCGAGUCAGUGUAAUCUGGACGAGGAAUGAUGGAGGUGCUCGUUCGUACCAACUCCACGCAUUCAGCGCGGAGACGACAGGCUUCAUCGUUGCGGAAGUCGACGAGUGGUAG